Messenger RNA from Anastrepha obliqua, 3218 nucleotides. Its product is annotated as integrin alpha-PS5-like. Gene Ontology annotation, cellular component: external side of plasma membrane; integrin complex. Gene Ontology annotation, biological process: cell-matrix adhesion; cell-cell adhesion; cell adhesion mediated by integrin. The record is from RefSeq and is a predicted model, not a curated record. Gene Ontology annotation, molecular function: integrin binding. NCBI's taxonomy places the organism in Eukaryota, Metazoa, Arthropoda, Insecta, Diptera, Tephritidae. Bases 33 to 3218 code for a protein of 1061 amino acids. The transcript is spliced from 16 exons.
GGUUCAUAAAAAUUUAAAACUUUUGUGCCAAAAUGUAUCGCGCCCAAGUUCUUUGUGUAAUUUUGUAUUUGAAAUUCUUCGCGGUGCAAACAUUUAAUUUAGCAUCAAAACCAAAUCUUUUGAUAAACGAACCGGUAAAUUAUCAGCUCAAGAAGGGCAUCGACCACAAACACAGUUCGUAUUUUGGUUACACAAUCGUUCUGCGUGAUAAAAGUAUUAUAAUUGGCGCGCCGCGAGCCCAAACUGUUCAAGCUAAUUCCGAAGCCACAGAGACGGGUGCCAUCUACAAAUACAACAUCGCCUCCAACACAAUCGAACAAAUCGUUUUCGAAAAUAUAAUGAGAUUUGAAACCUUCGACAAGUUAGAACUAAAUACAACUGAACAAUGGCUAGGAGGGGCUAUGGAUGGUGGAAGCAGGGAUGAAGAUUCCUUAAUUGUAUGUGCGCCACAACUGAAAGCCUUCCAGGAACACCUGCUUCCAAGUGCUCUGUAUAUGCAUGGCGUUUGUUACUGGACCAAUAGUACGAUUGAUAAUGAGUCUCAUAACCAAGCGACUUGGAUACUUAACCCAUUUGCGGCCAAAGGUCGGGAGUCGCGACAAUUAGCCACAAAAGAUGGGACACAUAAAUUUUUCGAUUUUGGAAUGGGUGAGCUAGGCUUUAGCGUACACAUGGCGCCAAAUAAUAGAGAGAUUAUAGCUGGCGCACCAGGCAAAUAUAACUGGGCAGGUGCGGCAAUUCAUUUUAAUAUGCAAAAUCUUAGUCCCGAUGGAUCAAAGUUAGCACAUGAAAUGUUCUCGUAUAAAGGAUAUGCAGUGGGAUCUGGCUAUUUCGAAAGCAACAAUCGGCAAAAACUUUACUAUGUGGCUACAGUCCCGAAAGGCAAUCAGCAAUUAGGGCAGGCACAAAUUUACACCAAAACACCAGCCGGUUCUAAUCAACUUCUGAGUUUAGCUGGCGACCAGUAUGGUGAAUUUUUUGGCUAUGCUUUACUGGUAGAAGAUCUGAAUGGUGAUAGAUUAGAUGAUAUCCUAAUUGGUGCCCCUUAUCGCACUGUAAAUGGCAUUUAUGAAGCAGGCGCCGUGUAUGUGUAUAUUAAUGAGGGAUUAAAAACAAAGUUGAACUUCAAACAUUCGAUAAUAGAGUCCCCUUUCCGGAGUAGAGGACGUUUCGGAACUGCGCUUAGUGCAUUGGGUGAUAUCAAUGGGGAUGGUUAUAACGACAUAGCCAUUGGUGCACCCUUUGCGGAUGAUGACGGUGCUGUCGCCAUUUACUUCGGUGGUCCAACCGGCCUAGAUGCGCAGCCCAGGCAGAUAUUGAAUGUCAGCGAUCAGUUUAUGGGUGGCAUGUUUGGACAUGGCCUCUCUAAAGGUGUAGACAUCGAUGCGAAUGGCUUUAAUGACUUGGCUAUUGGCGCACCAAACGCGGACACAGUCUUUGUUUAUCACGCCUAUCCGGUGGUGAAAAUAAACGCAACCAUACGGCCCAUGCAAAAUUUAAUUCCUACAAAUGCAACGAGUCUACAGUUUGAAAUAUGCCUCAGUAUCCUAACGAAUUCGACUAAGAUUCAGAAGCAGGAAAUUUUAUUAGAUUUGAAAGUGGAUACCAAGGAGAACCGUAUCGAUAUUUCCAAUUUUAGAAGAAUUGGACUCCGUAUAGCCGAACUUUUACCGAAUUGCGUGUUGUACGAAACCUCCCUCACAUUCGAUCCGCGUUAUGUAUUUGUUCCGAUAGUUUUCGAGCUUUCAUAUCGACUGAAGCAUGAUGCGAAAAUGUUAAGUGGCUCAGAAUUUUGUAGGGAAUGCGCUGUAGUUGACCCGCAUUGGCCGAGUGUGACAAGGACGAGUGUACAAUAUAUGCACAAUUGUACGCACGAUGUUUGCUUCGUCGAUCUGCUGCUACAGAGUGUGAACGUACCCGUUAAUCUUACACUGGGCACCACUCCAAUCCUACCAGUCAAAUACGUCAUUACGAAUGUAGGCGAAGAGGCCUAUAAUACAGAAUUGGUAAUUAAAUCCUCCAUUAAUGUACCCAUCGCCAAAUUACCAGCUGAAUGUGUGGGAGAAUUUGACGUGGGAUGGAGAGUUGUGUGCAGUUUAGCUAAGCAUCGAGCUUUUAUCGGAAAUGCCGUACUGGAACUCAGUUUCGAUUUGAGUAAUGUUGCGGGUAUUGCAGAAAUUCACAUAAGUGCAGCUGUUUCCAGCACAGGCCAUAAAAAAUCCCCGGAUAAUAAUUUCGUUUCUGAUACCGUAAAAUUGAUAACAACAGCGGAAAUUUGGAUAGUAGAGACUUCAAUGAAUGAAAUCGCAGCUAUUACAGACCAGACGCAAAAUAUCACAGUUGCGACGAGUUUUGAGAUACAAAAUAUCGGUCCAAGUCCAUUGAGUCUCUUCGACUUACUCAUUGAAUUUCCUACUGGAUACAUUGAUGAGAAAAGCACAGUGCGAAACUAUAUCAACAACAUCUCAGCUCAAGUGCACAUCAAGGAUUAUGUAUACCCUCCUUUAGUAUUUGAAACAUCACCACCCGUAUCCUCAUCAACAUUGAAUACGACGGAAAUAUUGAACUUCAAUCAUUUAACCGGAAAUCGCGCGAUUUUCCUCAACUGCCAAUCGAACGAAAAAUCGAAAACGAAAAUGUUAUGCGCUUUGAGUGACUUAUCUUUACAAUGUGGACUACAACCCGGACAAAAUAUAACGCUGGAACUAAGCUAUGAAAUCCAUUGGCCAAGCAUUGAAAACUUGUUGGUGAACAAUACAGAAUAUUUGGUACAUGUUCCUAUGGUGGAUUUGAAACCUGAUUCAAAAUUAAAUGGAUUUUUGAGCAUAAAAAGACAUCUCAAAGGUGCAGUUUUUGUGAAGAUCAAUAAACGGAAUACACUUUGGAUUUAUAUUGCUUCUAUAAUCGGCAGCGUGCUUUUGCUGGUCGGAGUGAUGUGGCUGUUGAAGAGGUUCGGUUUCUUCAAACGAGUGAGUAAAGAAGAAAUGGAAAAAAAUUUCAUAGAAAAACAAGAAAAGGCGCGCAUGAAAGAGGAACUUGAUGAAUGUGUCGCAGAAAUCGAGGAGGAGCCCGAAACUUUGGAAGAGUUUUGGGCCGAGAAUAAGUGUGCUGGCCUAAUACAGGUUUGCUUUACUUUGAAAGCUUAUCCAAAUGGUACGUUUGAACGCAAUCCAAAAAAUGGCCAACAAGCGAAGCGACGCAUGAAAUUGAAAAUUUAA